Molecule: messenger RNA, 2330 nt
Organism: Musa acuminata AAA Group (dessert banana)
Lineage: Eukaryota; Viridiplantae; Streptophyta; Magnoliopsida; Zingiberales; Musaceae
Product: beta-eudesmol synthase-like
Exons: 9
Coding region: 1-2121 (706 amino acids)
Biological process (GO): diterpenoid biosynthetic process
Molecular function (GO): terpene synthase activity; magnesium ion binding
Source: RefSeq, a predicted model, not a curated record
AUGCCUAAAGCAAAGAGUUGGGAGGAGGAGGGUGCAGUGGAUGCUGCGAGGCAGCCAACGCGACACUCGAUGCAGGGCAAAGAGCGCUAUAGAUUUGUGAGGAUAGUUGCUGAGAGAAGACGAUUGCAGUCGCCAGACAACGAAGAAGGGAAGUCUUGUUCGAGUAGAUGGACCACCGAGAGAAAACCAACAGCCAAGAGAGGAGGGAUUGCUAUCAUCGGACAGCGAGCAAUUCGGGAUAGAGAGCGCUUCGCCAAUGAGGAAGAACGGGCAGGCGCUUUGCCGAUGAGGAGGAUCGAUGGUGGUAGAGAAGAGAUACUGAAGAAAGAAGGAGAGCACUUCGCCGAGAGGAGAAUACUCGGAGAUGAGGAACUGCUCGUCGAACGGCAAGAAAGAGAAGGCUUCACCAGUGAAGAAGAACAUGCAUUCAAAUCAUGCUCUCGCCAUCCUCUCAUCACUUGCAUCCAGAUCAGAAUGGAGAACGUAAUUUCGCAGCCACACGUUCCAGGUGAUGAAGUGGUGAUUCGCAAGUCUGCAAGCUACCAUCCCACCGUUUGGGGUGAUUACUUUAUCUUACAGGCCCAUAUGCAGGAGUGCGAUGCAAGGAUGCAAGAGAGAGCUGCAGAACUGAUGGAGCAGGUAAGAAGCAUGUUCAAGGACACUACCGACAUCUUGCAAACUAUGGAGUUGGUCGAUUCUAUCCAGCUUCUUGGAUUGAGUUAUCACUUCGAGAAAGAAAUAAGUGAAGCAUUAAAACGAGUCCAUGAUGCCGAUUUGAACUGUCAUGGUCUCUACGAGACUGCUCUCCGGUUUCGCCUGCUGAGACAACAAGGGUAUCAUGUGACCCCUGUUGUCUUUAACAAGUUCAAAGAUGAGGGAGGGAGUUUCAUGUCUACCUUGGGGAGUGACGUGAAAGGACUGUUAAGCUUGUACAACGCAGCCUAUCUUGGGACUCAUGGGGAGAUCAUUCUUGAUGAAGCCAUCUCUUUUACGAGGAAUAGCCUAGUGUCUGCAUUUGCUGAUCUUAAACCACCAUUAACAACGCAAGUGUCUCUUGACCUCGAGACACCUCUCUGUAGGAGAAUUAGAAGGCUCUUGGCAAGAGAUUACAUAUCUAUAUACCAAGAGGACGCCACGCGAGAUGAUGCCAUCCUGGAGCUUGCAAAGUUGGACUUCAAUUUGCUGCAAUCUCUUCAUCGCGAGGAACUUAAGAACAUUACCAAGUGGUGGAAUGAUUUAGCCUCCUCAAAAAAUCUCAGUUUUGCUCGAGAUAGAUCGGUGGAAUGCUAUUUCUGGAUCCUGGGAGUGUACUUUGAAGCCUAUUAUUCUCGUGCACGAGUGAUAACGACCAAGGUGAUUGCCCUUACUUCAAUUUUGGACGACAUAUAUGAUGUUUAUAGCACAUUGGAGGAGAGUCAACAACUAACUGAGGCAAUUCAAAGGUGGGACGUGAAGAUUAUAAAUCAAUUACCAGAGUACAUGAAAGAUUAUUAUCUAAAGCUAAUGCACACCUUUGAAGAGUUUGAAGAUUUAUUGGCUUCCAGUGAGAAAUAUCGCAUAACCUAUCUAAAGGAAGCGAUGAAAGAUUUAUCUAAAGCUUAUUUUGAGGAAUCCAAAUGGAGAGAUCAACAUUACGUACCAACUUUGGAAGAACAUCUACAUGUUUCCCUCAUCAGUUCAGGACAUCCUAUGCUCGAAUGUGCUUCUUUCAUUGGAAUGGGAGAAAUAGCAACUAAGGAGGCAUUUGAGUGGAUUACUAGUUUCCCAAAGAUUGUCCAAGCUUCUGCAAUAAUUGGUCGUAUCAUGAAUGACAUUACUUCACAUGAGUUGGAACAAACUAGGGAACAUGUUGCCUCCACAGUCCAAUGCUACAUGAAAGAAUACGGAACAAAUGUGCAUGUGGCAUGUAAGAAGCUCCAAGUUCUAGUUGACGAUGCAUGGAAGGAUAUAAACAAAGAGUGCCUCAAUCAAACUGCAUUCCCCGUUGCUUUACUUCAAAGGAUUGUUAAUUUUUCACGAAUGAUUGAAAAUUUAUAUAAGUACAUCGAUGGAUAUACCAACUCCUCUAUGAAGACGAAAGAAUAUAUCUCUUUGUUACUUGUACAUCCUGUUCCACUUUGAUUGUAUGACGAUGCUUGCUUCUUCUAUGAAUCCUUUAUUCUGAAAUAUAUGUAAGCCUUUGUAAAUAAACGUGUAUUGUACUAUGCUUGCUUCUUCUAUGAAUCCUUUAUUCUGAAAUAUAUGUAAGUCUUUGUAAAUGAAUGAAAUAUAUGUAAGCCCUGGGAAGCUCAAGCCAGUAUUAUCUAUGAAAAACAGAAAUCUUUGCUUAA